AUAAAGGAUCCACUAACUGUCUAUAGUAGCCUGCACAUGGCAUUUCUGUCAUCUUGACGGGGUGAACAUGUGUCCAUUUAAAAUGUGCUGAGCUUUAGUCUUCAUGCCUUUUAUGGAGCAUAAACUGAUGGAGGCCGAGGCCGCGUUCGACCGUUGGAGUUGUUUUCUUCAUGUAUCCUGAAUCUGAGGACAACUGAGAGGAGUCAGCAUCUCAAGACAGCCAUGCCAGUACUGGAGGUGAUCUGCAGCCUGAUUGGCUGGUUCUGUCUCUACCUGUUGUUCUGCUGCACCUUCGCUCACCGGAGUCCCGAGUGGAACUGUCGGCUGGUCACUUUGUCCCACGGGGUCCUGAUAGUGCUGCUCACAGCGUAUGUCGUCUUCAUAGACGGACCCUGGCCCUUCACACAUGCAGGCACAGAAAACACCGAGCUCCAGACCUUCGCCCUGGCUGUCUGCCUCGGCUACUUCUUCUUUGAUAUGUGCUGGUGUGUAUUCAACCAAACGGAGGGCCCUGUCAUGCUGGCGCACCACGCUGCGAGCAUCAUGGGCAUCCUGCUGGCUCUGCUCAUGGGAGUGUCAGGCUGCGAGACCUGUGGAGUUAUCUUCGGCAGCGAGAUCACCAACCCCCUGCUGCAGACCCGCUGGUUCCUCCGCCAGCUGGGCCUGUACGACAGCCUGCUGGGCGACGCGGUGGACCUCCUUUUUAUUUUACUGUUUGCCACUGUGCGCGUGGGAGUGGGCACGGUGAUGUUUUACUGUGAGAUCACCUCACCCAGGACCACGCUGAUCAUGAAGGUCGGCGGCGUGGUUAUGUACGGACUGGCCUGGGUGUUCAUGGUGGACAUUGCCAGAUUUGGCUACAAGAAAAGUAGGGCUAAGUAUAAAAAGUGGCUAGAGAACCACAAACUCAAAGAAAUCAACACACAAAAGCUGGAUUGAAGUUCAACUCCUCGCAGUUCUUGCAGGAACGGCUUACAGAGCUUGUGCCCUGCCUCUGUGCUACAUAAGUAAGCCUGUUUACAUAGGAUUGCUUUAUGGUACAAACCAGAAACAGGAGAUUUUACUUUAAUUGCGCACAUGAUGGGAUGUACGAAGUCCGAGCUGGGAUUGACAUUACACCCAAGCUGGAAAACCGAGCUCGAGCCAGGUCAGCCGUUGACCAUUGUUAGCAAUACCAGUUGAUUACAACGCAUUACGCUGCAUGUUGCUCAUACAAACAUGUCCGCAGACAGACAGUGUGUAUGACUGAUUUAAGGAAAAACAAAGGACAGAAGUGCUAAAAAAACAACUUUCACUUAGUUGGCAGUUCCUUACUGGUUUCCAACUGGGAACUUGGAAAUUCCGACUUCCCAGUUCAAAUGGAAAUACACCAUAAAGUUUCCAAAAAACAGAUUAGUUCAAUUAUUUUUAUUAUUAUUACAUUUAUAUAUGUCUGCUGUGAAAAAAAGGCUUAUUCUUCUACUACAGCACCGAGUCAAAUCAGCCAUCAAACUUUUG
Messenger RNA from Dicentrarchus labrax (European seabass), 1497 nucleotides. RefSeq names its product TLC domain-containing protein 5-like. NCBI's taxonomy places the organism in Eukaryota, Metazoa, Chordata, Actinopteri, Moronidae. Bases 223 to 939 code for a protein of 238 amino acids. Gene Ontology annotation, cellular component: membrane. The record is from RefSeq and is a predicted model, not a curated record. The transcript has 3 exons.